Leptinotarsa decemlineata (Colorado potato beetle) is the source of this 3682-nucleotide messenger RNA. Its product is annotated as brefeldin A-inhibited guanine nucleotide-exchange protein 3. The record is from RefSeq and is a predicted model, not a curated record. Gene Ontology annotation, molecular function: guanyl-nucleotide exchange factor activity. Lineage: Eukaryota; Metazoa; Arthropoda; Insecta; Coleoptera; Chrysomelidae. Gene Ontology annotation, biological process: regulation of ARF protein signal transduction.
GUCUUGAACUGGGAUGCCACAGUUCUGCAUGUUGGCCACACGUUUUCAAUGCCUGCGUUGCAGUUUCCACUCUGGAGCAUUCAUUGUUCAGCAAAACUGGGUCUACCCAGUUGCUUAUGGUCGCGCAGAAUACCCAAAACAAUAUCGUUACAUCCACCACCCGAUCGGAUUCUCAAGAGAGACUGCAUAUGAGUUUCAAUAUUGGCAACGACGAAGAAACUUGUGUGGACGUCUACAGCUUUCUGCAAAGCUCUUCCCACUUUUCUGCCGAUCAGUCCUCCUUCAAUGACACCAGCAUAGCGGAUAUAGUGGAGAAAAGCGGGGCAAAUAACGCCCAGGGACAAGGGAUCCUGAAGGGGGUGUAUGCAGCAAAAGUAUGCUGUGUAUUAUCUCAGAAAUCGGACGAACUCUUUCAUGGAGCUGCCUUGCGCUUAUCCUUGCCAGGACUGUGUAGUUUCCUGACGGAAUUGUGUAAAGCGUCACAUAUACAGCUAUUUCGAACCUUCGUAAGAGUUUGGUGCUUCCGUCAGAGGUUGAGUCAUGUUUGAAGNAAAUGGUGGAAGAGAGAACUCGAGAUCCAGCAAAAGCCUCCAGCUACGCUACUCCUCCACCGAAUAGGAGAAGUCACGCUGAAAUGCAUAAAAUCUGGACGACCCCUCAUACACAUCAUGAAAUGUUGGUCGAUUGUGGGGCCGCAUUUCAUGCAAGCGGCCUGCCACAAAGACAGAACCAUCUCGAAGAAAGCCGUUACUUGUAUCCACGACGCUGUGACUGCUCUGUUGAACGAACAAGCAGAACUGCCACAUUUUCAUUUCAAUGAGGCCCUCAUCAAACCCUUUGAGAAUCUGCUCUGCUUGGAACUUUGUGACACAGACGUUCAGGAUCAAAUCGUAGCAUGCCUAUGCGAGUUCGUGGAAGCAAACAGAACCGAGAUCUGCUCUGGUUGGCGACCUCUCUUUGGCACUCUCCGAGUAGCUAAUGCCAGAAACAACGCUGCUGCUAUCCUGGACGUGUUCAAGAUCUUCCUUUCAACCGACAACACUCUGGUCUUCGCAAACGCCGCGCUGGACUACAUUUUAUGUCUACUGUCCCACAUCAAAAAUGCUAAUACGGACGACUCUUUGAUCGAUACCAUUCAAUCUGCGAGUUCCACCAGCGAGAAGAAGUCCCACAUUUUCCUGGAGAAAGACUCCGAGUUCCCCUCAAAGUUAGCUCUGGGCCCUGUGGACGUAUGCAUUGUGUCCCUGAAGCUGCUUCAAAACUGCGCAGCAAUUCUAGCAAUGAUAUAUAACAUGCCGAAGUGUCCAACUUUCAAUCUAACUCACAGGAUGAACAUCGACACCAAUCCACAACUUGUGGAUACAGUUCUCCAGAACUCUGAGAUAAACAACUUCAGUCAAACGAACCUGAACCAGAUCAGUUACGACAUCCUGUCUACCCAAAACGACUUUGAGUAUUGUGAGAAGGAGAAAAAAACUCUCAGUCACAUGGACAAGCAAUGCAACGUUUUGAAAAUCUACUACAUUCUCUUGGAAGGUCUAGCUUCUGCUUCGAUAUUGUCGGCCCCGAAAAACCAGCCUUUCAUAGUCGAUACCUUAUUCAAGCUGUUGAGAGAUUUGAUAUCGAACCCUGGUAUCGAUUUCGGAUUCUACUGCAUCAAUCAUAUACUGCUGCCAAUGGUUCAGAACUGGUUGCGGCAGAACGUGAAAGUCCAGAAGCCUGGAGAGGUGUGGCAGAACUUCAAGCACUGCUGCGGACUGGCCAGCGAGCUUGUUGUUGAUUUUUUGUACUAUUUACAAGAAACAGCAUCAAGCUCGGAUCGUGAUCACCCUGGAGCAACUCUUGCCUUGAAGCAGAUUCUCCUGAUUCUGAUAGAGUGCACAGCUCAGCCAUUUGAGAACAUUGCGAGGCUUGGCACCUCAUGCAUACGUCACCUUAUACUCACUGCUGGAAAAGUUCUGACUGUGUACCAAUGGGAAAUUUUAGUAGUGGGAAUUCACAGAGCAUCGACGAUAAGCCUCAAUCCACUGUAUCAGCUCUCAUUGGCGUUCAAAGAGAACUCUGAUAGCUUCUAUGGGGAUAUGGCAACGGUGAAGGUAGCCGCCAGAAAAGACACCACGGUUGCUGAAAACGAGAGAUUGUACGACUUGGCACAGCAGGUGUUUCUGAUGCAGACCCAACGACACUGCAGCAAGUGUCAGGGUAAAACAUGCGAGUGCGAGGUUAGCAAAACAAUCACUAUUGACGACAGAAGCUACGUUUUCCUGCUGUACCCCUACAACUCUGGCACAAUACUGAAUCCAGACCUGUACACUAUCAGAGUUCCCUUCAAAAGCCUCAUAGUGGGCAUCUUGGCGCACCAGAUGUUGAUCCAAACGAUUUCCAGUGCGCUGCUUCAAAAUCUGAACCACAUAACCCCAAUUCUGAACAUCCUCCAAAUAAGUUCUUGCAGCUUGCGUGGAAUUCUAACCAAAGUCAACGCGAAACACGUCGAUAUUCUGCUGAAAUGUCUAGAAAUAUCAAACAUCAGAUCCAGAGAGUUUGAUGUCAGACCUGGCUUGAAAUUCCUGACACAAAAAGUGGGAAACUUGAAGAAGGCUGCCAAUCUUUACACUCAAGCCAAUACCUCAGAAGUUGUGCAAAUAAUAGUGCUGAUAGAGCUCUGCUUAGACGGGAUUGAGAAGUACUCUAUCGAUCCAAGGAACCUCAAAGAAAUCUUGGCGAGAGAGGAAAAGAGCAAGUGCUCCACUGAUUUGGAUUAUAUCGAGAACUUUCUGAAGAAGCUGCACAAUAAGUGGAAUAGACUCUGCGAGUCUUACAUGAAUUUAACUCUGGUUAUUCCAGAAACCAGCGAUGAAAGUGACGACGAGGCAGUUUCUGAACCGUACCAGAAGCCUUUCAAACUGGCAGACUUCAAACAAGAAGAAGACAACGAUAAUCUGAGCAUCAGUACCGACACUGAUAGUUAUUUGGAGAAAGACGUCCUGCCCAAUCUGAAGAACGACAACAAUUUGGUAGAAAUUGAGUCUCGGCAGUCGAGCAAGCUUCAACAGAGCUACAGUUUGGAUGAAAGCCUUUUGAACAAGCAGAUGAAACCUAACGAUAAUAACUCUACUGACGAUGAAACUAACGAGCUGGCAGGGAAGUAUAACGGCAAGUUGGUCCACGAGAAAUACAAAUGCGAACUUGGUGCAAUUAAAUACGAUCAGAAUACUCUGCUGCAGAUGAGGAAGUCUACGAUUUCCAGUGACAACAUUCACACUUGUGACAAGAAGAGUGAGUUUUCCAAGCCGAGGAAUCCCACAGAUGAUAGUGUGACGAAGAAGGUGACAACGAAUACGAGAAGUAACCCUUUCAUGGUUCAUAAUAUCCCUCCCCCUCAACCCGUGCCGACUGAAAUUCAACAACAGAGGGCCAUGAGUAUAUUCAAGGAUUCUGAGGCGUAUAAAACUACCAGAAUUGAAACAAUGGAAGCUUGUUUGGAACUUUUGAGCAGUUUGUCUUCAGAGAAACUGUCUCCCUUAGCAGCUAUAUUGAAGCAAGGAGCUGUUUUGUUGAUAGGGGCGCAAGACGACAAAAUUAAAAAAUCGGCAGAAGGUCUUCUUCAGAGAAUGAAUAUAUCUUUCAUCGACCCAGACAACUUCUAAGCUUUCAUUCAAGAAGAAAUAAAUUCUUUGAAAUA